AUGCUGGCCCCAUUGACAGCCGCGUCGAAGCCAAAGUACAUCAUAUAUCUUACAGGCCAACACAACGUUGUCCCGGAUACUUUCUUAGUCUCGCAAGUCACACACGUCGCACUCGCGUUCAUGCGCUCUGCAAUUUUCAACAGCGCUGCUCCUCCAUCUGUCUGGCCGCUUUUCACGACUGUGGAUGAAGUCCGGCCGAAGUUUGCUAGUGGGACCGCGGUUAUGGUGGCGAUUGGUGGGUGGGGAGAUACGAAUGGGUUCUCGGAAGCCGCGAGAUCGGAGGAGAGUCGGAAGCUUUUCGCGAGGAACGUCAAAGUUAUGGUUGAUGAGACGAGCGCUGACGGGGUGGAUAUCGAUUGGGAGUAUCCAGGCGGAAACGGCGAGGACUACAAGUCGACUCCAAACGCCGAGAAAGCAUGGGAGAUCGACGCGUAUCCUAAACUCCUCUCCGAAAUCCGCGCCGCUAUCGGUCCGUCGAAAAUGAUUUCAGCAGCAGUCCCUGGUCUUCCUCGCGAUAUGCUCGCCUUCACCCGCUCCACUCUUCCAGAGGUCAUGAAAUCCGUCGACUUCCUGAACAUCAUGACAUACGACCUCAUGAACCGGCGCGACAAUGUCACAAAGCAUCACACAGGUCUGCAACUCUCCCUCGAAGCCAUUGACGCCUACUUGGAGCAAGGCGUACCGCCCGAGAAAGCGAGCCUGGGUCUAGCGUUCUACGUCAAGUGGUUCAAGACUGAUCCAGGCGCAAACUGCUCGAAUAAUCCCAUCGGCUGCAGAACAGAACUCAUGGAAGACCCAACUACCGGUGCUGAUCUGGGAAAAGCAGGCGCAUUCUCAUGGCACGACGAGGUACCCCCGAAGCUGUCAUCCUCCCUCAAUCGCGCCAUAACCGAAGGAGUGUACGAUCCCGUAGGCGGUGGUCACUACUUCUUUGACACGGAAGAGAACAUAUUCUGGUCGUGGGACACUCCUUCAUCUAUUCGCAAGAAAUUUCCGGCGAUUGUGGAGAAAAGGGAGCUUGGGGGCGUGUUCGCAUGGGGACUAGGCGAGGAUGCACCGAAAUUUCAGCAUUUGAAGGCCGCGAAUGAAGGGAUGCAAGAGCUAAGGGUGAGGAGAAGUGGAGGAGGGGAAUACAAAGAAAGAAGCGAACUGUAACCAAGAAGAGUUGCAACAGGGAAAUAUCUCCACAUGAGCAUGUAAGCGGCAACUCCGGUCCUCGCCGACUGCACACACCGCCUUCUAGAACCUUUGCAGUUCAGCCUCAUGCUGGAGGCCUUACCUUGGCAGUCCCUGCAACAAGUACACGUCAAACCAAGAUAGGCGUGGUAUUCAGGUAACUAUUUCGGCGUGCAGGGUUUUGCGUAAAGGUUCCCCUUGGUCCAAGCCGAACUAACUUGACCUAACGUCGCGGUGGUUGCCAUGCCCCACACCAACAAGGGUCCUUCAGCCUCAACGUUGC
This is a messenger RNA of Trematosphaeria pertusa, 1459 nucleotides long. Its product is annotated as glycoside hydrolase family 18 protein. The record is from RefSeq and is a predicted model, not a curated record. The coding region runs from base 1 to 1155 and encodes 384 amino acids. Gene Ontology annotation, cellular component: extracellular region. Gene Ontology annotation, molecular function: chitinase activity; chitin binding. Lineage: Eukaryota; Fungi; Ascomycota; Dothideomycetes; Pleosporales; Trematosphaeriaceae. The transcript has 4 exons. Gene Ontology annotation, biological process: chitin catabolic process; carbohydrate metabolic process.